AUGGCCGGAGUAUACGGAAUAAUCAGAGGCAAAACCUACUGCACUGUGAGCAAUAGUCAUCUGGGAGCCACCCAACAUGAAACGACCCCUAGUUCUAUCACAUUAUGUCCAUCUGCAUUUACAAAUGACAAAGCCGGUGAAACGCUUAGAGACAAGGAACCCGCGAAGGGCCUUUCUAUCACAGAUAUUCUCCCACAGAGCGGUACGUUCUAUCAUAAGCUGUUCCAUCUCACGAUUGGAAACGAACAGACUCCAGAUAUUACUAGUACUUAUUCAUAG
Penicillium roqueforti is the source of this 279-nucleotide messenger RNA. RefSeq lists its product as uncharacterized. The record is from RefSeq and is a predicted model, not a curated record. Gene Ontology annotation, molecular function: metallopeptidase activity. The transcript is spliced from 3 exons. The coding region runs from base 1 to 279 and encodes 92 amino acids. Lineage: Eukaryota; Fungi; Ascomycota; Eurotiomycetes; Eurotiales; Aspergillaceae.